Molecule: messenger RNA, 1464 nt
Organism: Macrosteles quadrilineatus (aster leafhopper)
Lineage: Eukaryota; Metazoa; Arthropoda; Insecta; Hemiptera; Cicadellidae
Exons: 2
Coding region: 288-1262 (324 amino acids)
Source: RefSeq, a predicted model, not a curated record
GAGUGUUUUGAGGAUUUAUAUUGAACUCGAACUGUUAAAUUAUUUCUGCAAACAUGUAAACUUGUUGGUCACUGUUAAGUGUUAUAGCCUUAAAAUGUUUAAAUCAAAUCCGGGCAAGAAUUAGUCUUUAGAUUUAUAUUUUCCUCAAGAAGACUUGGAUUUGUUGAGGCCUAGGCUAGCCCUUGCUGCUUGUAUUGUGUUAAUUUGCUUUCCCAUAAGUAAGUUAAGUAGGUAGUGUUGUUAAAACUAACUGUAGGCUACAUCGUUUAACAACUAAUUUAUCCAGAAUGAAGGACGGAGAAAAGGAUGAUAUAUAUCAUUUAGACUCAGAUAAACCAUUUACUUUGAGAGAUGUGUACCGGAAGUUAAAUAAACCAAGAUUAGAAGUUCUUGAAUGGUUUCAAGAACUAGGUCUAAUUGCAAGAGAAUUUUCUUGCACUGCUCCUAAUUGUAAUUCGCCAAUGAUAUUAGAAUCCUCUGAGUGUAUAGAUGGCUAUCAAUGGGUCUGCUCUAACCGCAGUAAAAAACAUUCAUUUAAAAGAUCUGUUCGCAAAGGAACAUGGUUUGAAGGCUCCAGAUUAGCAAUGGAAGAAAUAAUAUUGAUGAUUUAUUUUUGGAUCCAUGAAUUCAUGCAAUCUCAGGUGAGACAAGAGUUGAACAUAACAAAUUCAGAGAGUGUUGUUGCCUACUUUAACUACUGUCGUGAAGUUGCUGUUGACGUAAUGGUGAAAAACUCAGGGAAAAUUGGUGGGUAUGGUUGCGUGGUUGAAGUUAUUGUAAGUAAAUUCAAUAGACGUAAACCUGUUAGGGGCAAGAAAGCCGAAGAGCGAUGGGUAUAUUGCGGAGUAGAACUUGGUCGAAAUUCAAGUAAAUGUUUUAUGGAGCCUGUUGAUAUCCAUUACACAACAACCUUUAUUGAAGUGAUCAAGAAGAAUGUAUUACCUGGGUCUACAAUUUACUGUGAAUGCCUGCACGUUUACAAGGAGUUUGAUUUGCAGGGUCUUCAAGAAUUGUGUUCAGACCAUAAAGUGACUCUGACCGAUAACUUGAACAAUGUAACUGACUUGAAUCAUCCCGUUGAAAGUCUGUGGAGUUUACUCAAACCAACUUUACCUCCUUACAACAGACAAAGAGAAAAAUCUAUGUUCACUGGUUACCUUGGUGAAUUCCUAUACCGCAAAAUGAUCAAAGAUUCGUCUGACAAAUUCCUGAGAAUCAUAAACGACAUUGCAACUCUUUAUGAACCAGCAAUAUCAGACUAGGCAUAAUUCAAGCAAGGAUCAUUCAAGUUCGAGACACUGAAGGAAAGCCACCUUAUGAGUGAAUAUGCACAUUCUUGAUGUUUAUGAAUUGUAAAUAGUCUAAUACCUUUCAAAGUGUGAAGAACAUUGUAUUAUAGAAAAAAUUGUUUAACAUUUUUGUAUUAUACCACUUACCUAAAAUAAAAUAAAAAUUAUCUCAAAA